Messenger RNA from Macroventuria anomochaeta, 795 nucleotides. RefSeq lists its product as uncharacterized. NCBI's taxonomy places the organism in Eukaryota, Fungi, Ascomycota, Dothideomycetes, Pleosporales, Didymellaceae. The record is from RefSeq and is a predicted model, not a curated record. Bases 1 to 795 code for a protein of 264 amino acids. The transcript is spliced from 2 exons.
AUGGAUGCUGCGAAUCCAGUCCAGCAUGGAUCCGAAGCAGUCGCAUACCACAUCCCCACGGUACCUUCUGCAGGUGAUACAUCGCCUCUCAAGACAACUAUCGCUCUACCUCGCCGCUCAGCGUGGACGUCCGGACUGCACUUUCAUGCCACGCACACUGAGUACCUCCGUCUCGUCAAAGGAGCCGUCUUCGUCGAACUUAAUGGCAAGACGAAGCUUAUCAGCGCACUUGUAGGCGGCGAAGUUGACGCAAGUACCGGUCAACAGAUACAAGAAGGGUUGGUCAUCGAGAUCCCUCGAUAUGCAAGGCACAACUGGGGCCGCCUUGAUCACUACAUAAGCUUGACGAGACAAGGAAGGAGCCCGCAACCGAUAUGGCCUGAAGACUGGACGGAGGAGGUAGUCGUGGAGGAGUCGACGGAUCCGAGCGAUAUCAGCAAACCGCUCUUUUUCUGGAAUUUGAACGGCAUCAUCACGGCACCAAGUGAUACGAUUUUUUGUAUGCGACAGCGGGUCGCUAAAGGCUUCUUGGGAGACCUGUGGAUAGACCUACAGCUCUUUGUGGUCUUCUGGGAGCUGGACAAUUGGCCUAUCUUCAUCGACUUCAGGAAGCUGCCACUUGGAGUCAGGCCCAGUUGGGCAUUAAGGAUGGGUGAAGGAGCCGAAAUUGUUACAUCUUUUAUUGUGCUUUGCGUUGCCAGGGUGUUUGGCAUACUCCUGGGCUUACGAGCAGUGGAACAGCGGAGGACGCCAGAUGCGCUGUGGGAAGCAUACUGGAAGUCAGCACGCGACUAG